AUGUCUUCUGGUAACCUCAGAAAGCUUGGCCGGUGGAUCAAGGGCCGUGAGGUGGAUCAAAAGAGUGUUGUCCUGGUCAGGGAAGGGUUGGUUGCUGGCAACAGGCAGCAGGCUCUGGAGUUCAUCCGAGCCCAUUGGCAGAGCCUUUGGGCGCAGCAGAGAGAACGGCGGCAGGACCCUUCUGCUGUGGCGGCGACUCUGCUCGAGGGCUUCCCUGAGGGCCAGAGGCGGCAAGUUCAGUGGCAGCAGGUUACUGCUGAGCACAUGCAGAGGGCCUUUUCACAGGUCCAGGGCAGUGCUGGGCCAGACGGCUGGACGGCGGCGGAAGUCAAGCACUUUCCUGCCCCUUGUGUGGCCUUGAUGCAUCAGCUUAGCUUGCGUUGGUUGCAGGCGGGUCGUCUCCCACGACAGUUGCGAGAGGUCAGAAUGGUGAAUCUGCCUAAAUCGCAAAAGAUCAAGGCUGACCACACCUUGGAGGCUGGGCAUACCAGGCCGAUAAGCGUGGCUUCGGUCUAUUGGCGGAUUUUCGCCAAAGCUUGUCUCACAGGCAGUGGUAUGCUUGAGUGGGGGAUGCGCAACCUUCACCCUGACGUUGCGGGAGUUGCAGGGACCUUGGGCUCGGAGGCUGCUGCUGCCGAGCUCCUCGACAGCUUCCGUCGUGGUAAGAAUGCCUACCUUGGCAGCUUGGACUGGAGUGCUGCCUACGACCACCUCAGCCCUGCAGCGAACAAGCUCUUCUUGCAGGGCCUGGG
Symbiodinium sp. CCMP2456 is the source of this 752-nucleotide messenger RNA. The record is from the annotation of a GenBank genome assembly. Lineage: Eukaryota; Dinophyceae; Suessiales; Symbiodiniaceae.